AUUUACCUCAGAUGGGCCGAGGGAAAAGCGGUCAGCUAGACACUGCUGUACAUCACACUCACAUGCGUCUUUCUUUCCAACAAACCCCAUCAUUUACCAUCUUGUAUUAUUCUGUCACUAACAAGACUACGACAUGCGGAAUCCCUUUCGUUCAACAGCUCGCUCCGACGAGCAUGCCUAGGAGACAGGCCGUCCUCGCGCUGCCGCCACCUUCACCGCGCCUUUCUCGCGUCUCUCAAACCGCGUCGGUUCUCCGACAGCCCCAGAUAAUCGGCAAGAGCGGCAACGCGAUGAAGAAGACGCGCCUUUCUUUUACAAUCCUAACGACUGGACGCACAAACGCGACCUCCACAAUAAUGCUGUCAGUCUCUUGAAGGCCAAGGACAAACACCAACGGCCACGACUUGUCGUCAGGAAGGUUCUCGAAGAUGAAGAUAGCGUCACCAACAAGAAGUCUCAUGAGGUUCAGAUGCUCAAAAUCCUCCCGCGCCACAAAAGGAUCGUCCAUCCCCUUACAUGGCUAACGAACUCAUCUGGAAUCGGUGAAACGAUCUCUGAGUACUAUCCCAACGGUGACGUGGAUCAAUGGUACAAUCGCCACUAUGGUUCCAAGAAGGCGGUCCCGGAGGAUUUCAUAUGGCGUUUCUUCGUGCAGAUGACACAAGCACUGGCGUUCAUCCAUGGAGACAUUCCCCCAGAUCAUGCAGAGCCGGGUGUCAUGGUUCACCGAGACAUAAAACCGAAGAAUGUUUUGGUCACGUACAACGACACCAAGUAUCCCUCCUUUAAGUUGUGUGAUUUCCAGCUUGCCAUGGUCUGGACAACGGACAGUAGUGAUAAGGAGAACUAUAUCGGAACAUUUGAAUGGCAGCCUCCGGAGAACCCGAAAAUCAACACCAAAGCGGCUGAUAUCUGGUCGUUGGGUGCCUGCGUUCAAUUUCUUGCGACUGGACAAGAACCAUGGCGGGAUGGUCGGCGGGAUCGGGACCGUUGUUGGCAGGAGAUACAGGCACACUUGGGGCGGUAUGCAAGAGCGGAGCAUUUCUUCUGGGCGCGACUUCCGAGACGAAUAAUCCCAAUCGAUUAUGACCGGACACAACAGCUCGGCCUUUGCGCGACUGGCCAAAUAUACCCUCAAUACAGUAGAGAGUUGUACGACUGGAUGAGUGCUUGUAUGGCGAAGGAGCGCGCGGACCGGCCGACAACAGCUGUGUUAUUACAGGACAUGCGCAAUGUCGCGCGAGGAAGAUUGAGCAAAAAGGCGUGGGACGACAUGGAACUUUGACGUCCUAGACAGCAUCCUUCCAUAUCCUUAUGAUAUGUAGCUUCUCCCAACCAGCUUUCUUUCCGCUUGUGCCGACUGUCUCUGCUUGCCAUCCAGAUGCCCUGUCUCUUAUCUGCUGUUUGACAGUGUCUGGCUUGUUCUGUGCACACAGCAGGACGUAACCUACCCCGCGCC
Molecule: messenger RNA, 1459 nt
Organism: Didymella exigua CBS 183.55
Lineage: Eukaryota; Fungi; Ascomycota; Dothideomycetes; Pleosporales; Didymellaceae
Product: kinase-like protein
Exons: 1
Coding region: 470-1285 (271 amino acids)
Biological process (GO): protein phosphorylation
Cellular component (GO): cytoplasm
Molecular function (GO): protein serine/threonine kinase activity; ATP binding
Source: RefSeq, a predicted model, not a curated record